Molecule: messenger RNA, 1818 nt
Organism: Clunio marinus
Lineage: Eukaryota; Metazoa; Arthropoda; Insecta; Diptera; Chironomidae
Source: the annotation of a GenBank genome assembly
AUGUAUGCCCAGUGGACAAAACUUUCAGUUCUUCAUCGAAUUCAAAACGUUCCACAUAAAAUGAUUCAAAAUCUCUUGAAAUUCUUAAUAUUUUCACUCAGUGUUAAAGGAAUCUUAAGUUUCACAUUUGAACAUGAAAUUGAACUUGAUGAGUUGCACAAUGCGUUAUUGAAAGUCGUUGAAGAUUCAUUUGUGGCAGUUACUUUGGAUAUUAUAACAUGCACGCAUAAUAAUGACAUAAGAAGUGACAUUAUUGGAUCUUUAUUGGAAGAAAGUCAAGGAUCAAUAAGUUACAGAAUAGAACGUUGUGAAGAGCUCAAUGAUUCAAUUAUAAGAAAAUAUGUCUUGAUACUCAUGGAUCAUUCUAAAACUGAUUUCAUGAUCAAACAGUUGACACCGCAUCGAUUUGAUUUCAGUGGAUUUUAUUUGAUUCAUUAUGUAAACUUUAAAGCCACCUUCGACAUUCUUAACAAUUUAUUCCGAAAUUUAUCCGAUUUAUUCAUUCAUAAUGUGAACGUCAUUUCUAAUGAUUCAAAUGUCAUUCAACUUAAAACAUUUUUCUAUUUUACUGAGAAAAUUUGCAAUUCAACAGAACCAGUUGUCAUCAAUAGAUAUGAGAAUAAUCAGUGGAAGUCUAAAGAAUUCUUUUUAUCAAAGACGAAGAACUUCUUUGGUUGUCCUUUGAAAGUUGCUACAUUUAUUUAUGAACCUGCAAUCAUUAUGGAAGGUUCUUAUGAUGAUAAUAAUUACACACUUGGAGGAAGCGAAGUGGAAAUACUCAAAGGAGUAGCAAAUGUUUUGAACUUUUCAAUUCAAUACAAUUUUGAUCCCACACCGGGUGCAUGGGGACGAAUAAAAUCAAAUGGAGAAGCUAGUGGAAGCUACCUAAAAGUCAUAGAAAAAGAAGUUGACUUGAUGAUUGGAUCGAUAACCAAAACUUACAUCAGAACAUUCUACGUUGCAUUUUCCACAGUUGUAAAUUUUAAUGACGUUCUUGUUGUUGUGCCUCCUGGACAACCAUUUACUGCUUUUGAGAAAAUGAUAAAACCAUUCGAAGGAAUAGUUUGGAUAGUUUUAUUGGUUAUUCUCACAGUUGGAUUCACAAUCGCUGUUGUCUUAUCAAGGAAACCUCAUUCUGCACUUAAUAGAAUUGUCGUAGGAAAGGAAAUAAAAAUGCCAGCAAUGAGUAUAAUUGUGGCAUUAGUUGGAGGUUCACUGCAUGUAUUACCAAAACGGUCAACACCUAGAGUUCUUCUCACAUCAUUUUUGCUUUUCUGUUUAGUUAUACGAACUCUCUACACAGCAGCUCUUUUUAAUUUUCUUCAAUCAGACAAUCGAAGACCGGGUCUGUCAUCGUUAAAGGAGGUGAUUGAUAAAAAAUUCCCCGUUUAUGUUUAUCCUUCUUUCUAUGAUAAUUACAAGGAAUUAAGAUUAUUGCGAAGAGCGAAAACCUUUAAUUCAAGCAUAGGCGAAUAUUAUGAGAAGGUUCAUGAUGCUAACUUCGAAGGAGUUAUUCCUUAUUUUAUUGAUAAUAUUGCGUAUUACAACAAAAAUAAUUAUAAAAAAUUUGUUUUGAGAGUGUUGAAAGAACGAAUUUUCUCAGUGCAGUCAGCUUGGAUGUUUCCAAAGAAUUCAUUUCUUGUAGAAAUUUUUAAUGAAAAGUUAGAGGCAUUCAAGGAAAAUGGAUUGUUGGACUUCUCGAUCAAGAAAUAUGUAAAUCCAAAAUAUCUCAACAUAAAGAAAACUAAAAGUGGUCCAAAGAAGUUGAAUUUUGAAAAUCUUUGGAGUUUUAGGCUUUUAGAUUAUGAUCCAAACUAG